AUGGUGGAUGGUCCAGAGAUGACAAUGAGAGGAUAUGAAGACCAAGAUAAUGAACUUGACUUUCCUGAAUUGGAAGAAAAUUCUGCACCCACUACACUUCAUGGAAGUUUGGAUUCUUUGCAAGACCUCUCAGAAAAAGAGUCAGUGUCCGAAAUAAAGAAGUUGCAAGGAAAAUACUUUUCAGAAGAAGUUUCAGGAAAGGUCACUAGUUUGUCACGAAACUUAGGUCUCUUUAGAGAUGAAGAUGGGAUCUUGAGAUGCAAAGGAAGGUUCGCAAAUGCAAAUUUAUCAUAUGAUAAGAGAUAUCCCAUUCUGAUUCCGAAGAAAUCACCCUUCACAACCGAGAUAAUACUGAAGACGCAUAGAGAUAACUACCAUGUUGGUGUACCGCACACGCUAAGCAUAUUACGCGAGAAGUAUUGGAUCCCUCAUGGGCGAGCCCAAGUUCAGAAAACCCUAAAGAUGUGUUCACAGUGUGAGAAAUAUGCCGGAGGUCCUUACAAACUGCCACCACCACCUGCACUACCCAGUGAAAGGGUUAACUAUAGUUCUCCAUUUACCUUCACUGGAUUAGACUACCUCGGACCGGUUUUAGUGGAGACAAAUACUGGCAGAGAAAAACGAUGGAUUUGUCUUAUGACAUGCCUAGCAGUUCGUGCUGUACAUUUGGAGUUGGUCAAGGCUUUGACAGCUGAGGAGUGUUUGCUAGCGAUACGGCGUUUCGUAGCUGCCAGAGGACCACCUAAAGUAUUGAUAUCUGACAAUGCACUACAGUUCAAGCUGACGAGUGAAGUACUGAUCAAGUCAUACUGCCAGGAGAAACAUAUCAAGUGGAAAUUCAUUACGCAGCUUGCACCCUGGCAAGGCGGUUUCUAUGAACGUUUAGUUGGACUGGUGAAACACUGCUUGAAGCGCACACUUGAUAAGCAUUUAUUAACUGAUGGUCAAAUGCAGACAGUAGUGAAGGAGAUUGAGGCUGUCUUGAACACUAGACCUUUGACUGCAGUGGGUUCUGACCCAGAGGCAGUGCUGCGGCCAGCAGAUUUUCUAUCCCUAGGUGAGUGCCUAGAGAUAAACUCAGAACUUUGCGAAGGAACCUCACAAGGCACUAAUACAAAAGUCGACUUGGUCGAAGGCUGGAAGAGAGGUCAGAGGAUACUUAACGAAUAUAAAGAGAUGUUCACCAACCAAUACCUACCAAGUCUGCGGGAUAGAUUCAGCCACUCUCAUAAACAACCGCGAGUGAUAUCUAAGAAGUCUCCAGAAGUUGGUGACAUCGUUCAGAUCAAGAAUGACUCCAAACAUAGGAUCAAUUGGAAGGUUGGCAGAAUUUCAAGCUUGAUCCGAAGCCGUGACGGUGAAUGCCGAGCAGCCAAAGUGGUGGUUGGGAAUACAGAAUUCACGAGAUCCAUAGCACACCUGUAUCCGUUAGAGUCUGACACGUACGGCCCAACAGAUUAUGCACGUUUACCAACACAAGACACUGAGAUGGCAGAGAUACCAGCUGAGCCCAUGGAGAUAGUUGAAAUUAGAGAACCCCCGAAAGUACCUGAAACGAUGGUAUCUCCUGAGCCCGAGAUGGAGAUUGAUGAGUUAACAAUCCCUACUGAAUCGACAAUCGAGAGAGAAGUUGUGUUAGAUUCUGAAACUAGUCCUAUGCAAACUGAGCAAGCUUCUGAUAAUGAUAUACCCGACGAGACAGAAGUGAAAGAGACAAGUGUUAUGGAAGACCAGCCACAGGAAGUGACUAGAGCAAGGCGGAACGCUGCCAUUUGGGCUAGAGAACGAAUAGCCGAAUGGACGCGCCAGCUGAUGACGCUACUUAUCUGA
Messenger RNA from Leguminivora glycinivorella, 1830 nucleotides. RefSeq lists its product as uncharacterized. Gene Ontology annotation, molecular function: nucleic acid binding. The transcript has a single exon. NCBI's taxonomy places the organism in Eukaryota, Metazoa, Arthropoda, Insecta, Lepidoptera, Tortricidae. The record is from RefSeq and is a predicted model, not a curated record. The coding region runs from base 1 to 1830 and encodes 609 amino acids. Gene Ontology annotation, biological process: DNA integration.